AUGUCAUUCAAUUCAAGAAUUGAAACUAUUUCUCGUCACUUAAGCACUGGACCAAUUUUAGAAUCAAAUCCAACUUCUGGAUCAGUUAAAUCAGGAGAUGAUAUUGUAAUUGUUGCACCAUUUCGUACAGCAAUUUGUAAAGCUAAAAGAGGAGCAUUCAAAGAGACAGCACCAGAUGAUUUAUUAGCACCAGUUAUUAAACAUAUUAUCAAAGUUACCAAAUUAGAUCCAAAAUUAAUUGGAGAUGUUGUUAUGGGAGCAGUAUUACCAAGAUCAUCACAAGGUGCAACCGAAGUUAGAGUUGCCACAUUAUUAGCAGGUUUACCAAAGGAAGUACCAUGUUAUACAGUCAACAGACAAUGUUCAUCAGGUUUACAAGCAAUUGCCAAUUGUGCAGCAGCAGUCAAAGCAGGUUUCUAUGACAUUGGUUUAGCAGGCGGUGUAGAAUCAAUGAGUUUAAAUCCAAUGGCAUGGGAUGGUGGUUUCAACGAGGUUGCCCAAGAGGAUCCAAUCAUUAGUGGUUGUUACAACACUAUGGGUCAAACCUCUGAAAAUGUCGCAGAGCGUUUUGGUGUCACCAGAAAAGACCAAGAUGAAUUCUCUGUAAAUUCACACAAGAAGGCAGGUGCCGCCCAAAAAGCAGGUAAAUUUGACGAUGAAAUCGUUCCAGUCACCGUAAAGACCGAGGAUGGCAAAACCAUCGUCGUCGAUAAAGACGAAGGUAUCCGUGAGAAAACCACCGUUGCAGAUUUGGCCAAAUUAAAACCAGCUUUCAAAGAGGGUGGUACAACCACCGCUGGUAACUCUAGUCAAAUGAGUGAUGGUGCCGCCGCUUGUUUAGUUAUGAAAAGAAGUACCGCCGAAAGAUUGGGUCUCAAGGUUGAAUUGGUUUUCGUAGCUUUUGCUGCUGUCGGUGUCGAACCAUCCAUUAUGGGUAUUGGUCCAGCCGUUGCAAUUCCAGCCGCCUUAAAACAAGCUGGUCUCACCACUAAAGAUAUCGACGUUUUUGAAAUCAAUGAAGCUUUUGCUUCUCAAGCAUUUUACAGUUGUAAGGUUUUGGGUUUGGAUAUGAACAAAGUUAAUCCAAAUGGCUCUGGUAUCGCUUUAGGUCAUCCAUUAGGUGCUACUGGUGCCCGUCAAAUGGCUACCAUUUCAAGAGAAUUACAUCGUCGUAAAGGUAAAUAUGGUGUAAUCUCUAUGUGUAUUGGUACUGGCUUAGGUGCUGCAGCUGUUGUUCGUACAGAUUAUUAA
Dictyostelium discoideum AX4 is the source of this 1251-nucleotide messenger RNA. Its product is annotated as acetyl-CoA C-acyltransferase. The transcript has 2 exons. NCBI's taxonomy places the organism in Eukaryota, Evosea, Eumycetozoa, Dictyosteliales, Dictyosteliaceae. Bases 1 to 1251 code for a protein of 416 amino acids. The record is from RefSeq and is a predicted model, not a curated record. Gene Ontology annotation, molecular function: acetyl-CoA C-acetyltransferase activity; acyltransferase activity; transferase activity. Gene Ontology annotation, cellular component: cytoplasm.